CUCCCUCAAUCACUCUUCUCCCGCACUUUCACUCUCACGCUACUUUUCUUUUCCCCUUUAUUCUCUUUCACAUACACGUCCUCACCAUACUCACAAGCACUCUUCUGAUUCCUACAUCGCUUCUUGCUCUUCUUUUCUUUUUCUUUCCGGGAAUCCCCUUGCUUGCGCCUGUCUUCGUUGUUGACUUGACUUAACCUUUAACAGCAAACAACAAUCGUUCGACAAUUGCAUCUGGAACGCGACUCGACAUUUCUUUUCUUCUUGUCUCGGUCUCUCUUUGGUUUCCACUCGGGCGCAAUUACACAUACACACAGACUCACCAUGAUGUCCAACGGCGAUGAGGUCAAGAAGCGACCACUUGAUGACCUGGCGAACCUGAACAGCGAGCCCAACGGUGACGCCUCUCUUCCACACGACUUGCCUGCUCAUGUCCCUGAAGAGACAUCAUUAAAGAGAUUGAAAGCAGAGGAAGAUGACCAUGUCCCUAUGUCCAACACCACUGCCGCAUCGACCGUUCUUUCCUCUGAGCAACAUCCCAUCGUGCCUUCUCUUGACCACGGACGACCAGAUUUUCCUGCACCGACCGGCCAUAGCAGCUCAGACCAGACGAUAGAUAGCGAUAUGAGUGUCCUGAAAUCCUUACCAAACGUGCCUGCGACCAAUGUUUUGUCGGGACCGCCAGCUUCUGCGCCUGCUUCCGAAGCAGCUGCGCCGAUCGCCGAGCUCCGGAACCCUGAUAGCAUUGAUGUUUCAAAGCCAGCAUUGAACCCACCCACACUUAUCGCGGUGCCUUCAAUCACACCUAUCAACUCUUCGAAUGCGGCGCUGGCGUCAGUGAACCCAAUCUUGAAUGGAAUCCGCAAGCCUGCAAUGACUCGCGAGCAGCUCAAGUACUGCGGCGCCAUCAUCAAGCAGCUCAAGAGACAUCGCGACGCCCCGGCUUUCUUGAAUCCAGUUGACCCAGUUCUUUUAAAGAUUCCCGAUUACCCGGUUGUAGUGAAGAAUCCAAUGGACCUUUCGACAGUCGAACGGAAGCUGAAUGGACUCGAAUAUGAUACCGUGGACGACUUUGUGAAGGACGUCAACCUCAUUUUUUCCAAUUGCUACCUUUACAAUGGCCGGGAAUCUCUCGUCUCCAUCUGCGCAUCGAACCUUGAGGCUUCUUUCCACAGCUCGUUGCGCCAUAUGCCCAAAGACAAUGCGAAGAUUGCAGAUGCGCCGAUCCCAAAAGACACUGCCAAAAAGACCCCAGCUGCUUCAAAGCCCAAGAAGGACCCUGUCAAGAAGGAGGAAAUCAAGGCUGUCACACCUCUCUCUACUCCAGUCUCAGAGUACCCUCCCAUGGAUCUGUCUCAGUCCAGAGCUGCUUCAGAAGAACGACGACCCAAACGAGACAUUCAUGCGCCAUCAAAGGAGAUACCCUCAGCAAUUGCUGUGAAAAAGAAGGGAACAGGAAAGUGGAAGUCGGACCCUCAGCUGCGAUACUGCGGAUCGAUCUUGCGCGAGUUCUCAAAGAAGGCGAACGCAGAGUUCAUGUACCCUUUCAUGGAACCAGUGGAUUGGGUGGCACUUAAUAUCCCGGACUACCCCAAGGUUAUUAAGAAUCCUAUGGACAUUUCAACCGUCCGCAAAAAGCUGGAGGAAGACGAAUACGACAAUGCGGCGAUGUUCGAGGCCGAUGUUCGUUUGGUACUUUGGAAUUGUUUCAAGUUCAAUCCUGCAGGAUCCCUCGUUCACACAAUGGGUCGCAGGAUGGAGAAGUUGUUCAACGAAAAGUGGGCCGAGCGUCCUUCACCCCCAACCCCGCCGCCCGUUGUUGAGGAGCCCACUGUGGAGUCCGAAGAGGACGACGUUGACUCGUCUGACGAAAAAAUCGCCGAGAUGGAGAGACAUUUGAAGACGUUGUCUGAAAAGCUGAAGCAGAUGAAGGCGGCCAAGAAGAAGGAAAAGGCAGAGAAGAAGUCAGCAAAGGCAUCCUCGCAGGAGAAGCCCGCCAAGUCCAAGACAGCUUCUAAGACUCCAGCCAAAACUCCAGCCAAGCCUGCUCCUGUCAAGGCUUCAGCCCCCGAGAGGAAGAAGGUGCCAAUCAAGCGUUCCAGACCUGUCUAUACCAGUGAAAGCGAGAGCAGUAGCGAGGAAGACGUUCCGACCAUCACCUUUGAGCAAAAGAAGGAACUCAGCGACAGUAUCAAUAAGUUUGAGGGCGACAAGCUGGCGAACGUUGUGCAGAUCAUUCACAACAGCAUGCCCCAUCUUCGCGACAAUGGUGGUCAAGAGGAGAUUGAGCUCGACAUGGAUUCAUUGGAUCCCCGUACGUUGUACAAGUUGUAUCAAUAUGUGAAGAAGAAUACGACUGUGAAGCGCAAGAAGCCUGCGCCGAAGAAGGUCAAGGUCCAGUACUCGGAAGAAGAUGCCACUAAGAAGAUCACAGAACUGGAGCGGACCCUCCAAAAGUUUGAACAGCCUGCCGCACAUCAGAAGGGUAUGUACCGAAUUGUACUGAUGGCUUCAUUCUUUGUUGCACGGGAAAGACCGUCUGAAGCAUUGUUGCUGAUCGUCAUGCAUCUUUUCUCUUUUGGCUACCAGGCCCUCAUCUCCCUGCGAAUGAUGGGUAUUCCUCCAGUUCGAGUGGAAGCUCCAGCUCCUCUGGAUCCGAGACUGAUUCGGGAAGCGACAGCGACUGAGACCAACAUCGAUUGUCCUCUAGCACAUGCGCAUAUCGUACUCUGCUUCUGCCGAUAUAUCAUCUCUCUCGGACCUUGUGAUUAUACGUCCGCCUUUCGAAUGGUUUCCUGUUUAUAACAACCCUUUCGUUUUAUCUCUCUCCAACACUUGUAUACGCACACCAACCCGCCCGCGGGCGCUCAAUGUACUUUAUAAUUCUCUUUCUGCCCUGCAUUCACAUCCACUCACAGUCGAUGCUGUUCAAUUUCAUGUCGUUACAUGUACUUGUAUCGUUGUUUCUUUCGCUCUGUUCCUUUCGUUUAUCGCCUGUAGAUAGAAAACACAUUGGCAUUCCCUCUCUCUUUUUUUCUUUUUUUUUCCUCUUCCAGUCAGGUAGAGGUUUUUUACUCGCACCAGCUUUUUUUUCUUUUUUUUUUACCUUUUUUUCUGUUCUGUCCUGGUCUUGAUGGAUCUCCGGAGUCAAAUAAAGACCUUGUGAGAACAAAGCAAAACUUUGGUGCAC
Molecule: messenger RNA, 3187 nt
Organism: Gamsiella multidivaricata
Lineage: Eukaryota; Fungi; Mortierellomycota; Mortierellomycetes; Mortierellales; Mortierellaceae
Exons: 6
Coding region: 322-2802 (826 amino acids)
Biological process (GO): regulation of DNA-templated transcription; chromatin remodeling
Cellular component (GO): nucleus; chromatin
Source: RefSeq, a predicted model, not a curated record